Messenger RNA from Tachysurus fulvidraco (yellow catfish), 1432 nucleotides. RefSeq names its product vesicle-associated membrane protein 5 (gene vamp5). Gene Ontology annotation, cellular component: plasma membrane. Gene Ontology annotation, biological process: Golgi to plasma membrane protein transport. The record is from RefSeq and is a predicted model, not a curated record. The transcript is spliced from 3 exons. The coding region runs from base 233 to 544 and encodes 103 amino acids. Lineage: Eukaryota; Metazoa; Chordata; Actinopteri; Siluriformes; Bagridae.
AAACGCAGAGCACUGAGCUCCAGACCUAGUGAGAACUCACUCUCUCUCUUACACACACACGCACGCACACACACACACACACACACACACACACACACACACACACACACACACACACACACACACACACACACACACACACACACAGAAAUAAGACAGAAAACUAGGACCAGAGCAACUGGAGGUCAUUCUGGUGUCCGUUAGAAGACGUUAGUGACACAGAGAAAGCAACAUGGAGAACGGGCGAAGCCAGCUCCAGCAGGCUCAGCAGGAUGUGGAUGAGGUUCGUGAUAUCAUGUUGGAGAAUCUGACCAAGGCCAGCGAGCGUGAGGGGAAACUGGGAGACCUGGAGAACAGAGCUGACCAAUUACUGGAACAGAGCAAGGUUUUUUCCAAAACUGCAAACCAGGUGAAGCAAAAGAAGCAGUGGGAGCACAUGAGGAUGAAGGUGAUCUUGGCAGUUAUUGUCGGAGUCGUGCUGCUAGUGGUCGUCACUGCUGUCACAGCCAUCAUCAUGAGCACAUCGAAGGGAGGUUCCAAUUGACCUGGAGACAAAUGUCUUUGUUUCGGCGGGUUGCUCAGGAAACCACAGUCGGGUCAUAUGUUAAACGGAGGUGGCGGGACUUUUACUAAAGCACCAUAUUUGUCCUGUGCUAAAACCUCAGAGGAUCUAAAGGUACUCGUUGGACUUGCUGUCUUUGCUUCCAUUUCUACAUAAAGUAUCAUCCGUAAGUGGCUUCUGUGACACAUUGAAUGUGAAUAGUUAUCCAAACAGACGUGUAUUGGAGGAUCAGUACAUUGAUCUGAAGGUGAAAGUGAAGAACUUUUCUGUCGAUGCUGGUCACACGGUUACUCUUCAUACUGAGGAAUAGGGGCUGUAGAUAAAUUUCAAUGUGGCGGAGAAGUAACCUCACACAGUCUGUAGAGUCAACACACUUUUAAAAAAAAGGUUCCAUGUAACACACUAAAGUUUGCUCAAGUGUAAAACCACAAACCUUUUAGUCCUCACUGAUUAUGAUGAUGAAAACAGCCAUUUGUAACAAGUAUUCUGCUAAAAUGCUACUAGGAUCUUGUACAAUCUGACUACAAUCUGACAAUCUAACUGAUUUUUAAAAAACCUUCUCACAGGAGCCUUAUGUUCUAAGAAUGAAAGAGAACGGACAGGGAACCUUUUUUCUUAAGAGUGCAAGCUCAUUAUAAUUAUAGCAUUAAAUAUUCUUUUUGUCUGUAGAAGUUAAUUAACCUCCAGAAAAGGCAUUGUUGUUAUUCAGCAUUGCAAACAUUACAGUAUCUGAUGUUUCUGAUGGUUCUAUAUGUGCGUCUGAAAAUUUGUGCUGCUAAUAUAAAGCAUCCUUUUUUUGAGAGUUGUCAGUUUAUUUGUAAGACUGAUGUUUUAUUUUGUCUUAAUAUAAAAUAUAUAGAUUUCUCAUUA